Messenger RNA from Entamoeba histolytica HM-1:IMSS, 1722 nucleotides. Its product is annotated as anaerobic glycerol-3-phosphate dehydrogenase subunit A, putative. The transcript has 2 exons. Lineage: Eukaryota; Evosea; Mastigamoebida; Endamoebidae. The record is from RefSeq and is a predicted model, not a curated record. Bases 1 to 1722 code for a protein of 573 amino acids. Gene Ontology annotation, molecular function: oxidoreductase activity.
AUGUCACAAUCAAGUCAUUAUGAUAUUGUCAUUAUUGGAGCUGGUUGCACUGGUGCUUGUUGUGCAAUGGAAUUGUCUAAAUACAAGAACCUUAAGAUUGCCUUGUUAGAAAAGGCUAGAGAUGUUUCUACUGGAGCUACUUCUGCUAAUUCUGGUAUUGUUCAUUGUGGUAUUGAUACUACAUUAGAAACAUUGAAAGGAAGACUUGUAGUAAGAGGAAAUACUCUUAUCCAUGAACUUCAACCAAAACUUAACUUUGGUCUUACUACUUGUGGAGAGUUGAUGGUUGCUAAAACUGAUGAAGAAAUACCCAAUUUAAAUAAAUAUAUGGAAAUUGCUAAAACUAAAAAUGUUCCAGUUGAGUUAUGGGAUUAUGAAAAAAUUCAUAAAGAAGAACCAAAUCUCAGUGAAAAUAUCAAGAAAGCUAUUUAUUGUCCAACUACUUCUGUUCUUGAUCCUUAUGAAUUUACUAUUGCUACUUGUCUUACUGCUAAGGCUAAUGGUGUUCAUAUCUAUACAUCUACUACUGUUAAUGGAAUUAAGAAGAUUGAUAAUGGAUAUGAAGUUGUUUGUGAAAAUGGAAAGAAGUUUAUUGCUAAAGUUUUAUUAAAUUGUGCUGGUGUUUUUGCUUCACAAGUCUCAGAAAUGUUAUAUCCAGCUGAUUUCCAUAUUACAGCAAGAAAAGGAGAAGAAUAUUUGUUAGAUAGAAAGUUACAAGGAAUGGUUAAACAUGUUAUUUUCCCAUGUCCAACAGGAGUAACAAAAGGUACUCUUAUUAUUCCAACAGUUGAUGGUACUAUCAUGGUUGGACCAAACGCUGAUAUUCAAGACUCUUACACUGAUGCAACAACAACCAAUUUAACUCAACAAGCUGGACAUAAUGUACAAUUAAAUCCAAGAACUAGAGGACCAAUUGUUGAUGGAUUUAGAUGUGUUGAAAAAGGAAUUUAUGCAGCUGGUAAUCAAUUACAUGUACAUGAUCUUGCAGAUGAAGCAUCUAAUGAAGGAGCUAUUGCAGGAGAAGCUGCAGCACUUUCAUUAGGAGGAGAAAAAGAAGCAAUUAAAGUUAUUCCAGCACCAGAACUUCUUUAUUGUGUACCAGAAAGAGUAGUUAUUAGUGAUAAGAAACAAAAAUUAUCAUUUAGAUUUAGACAAGAUUUUGGAAGUGCACAUGUUAUAGCAAAAAUAGGAGAAACUAUUAUUGGAGAAGAAGAAAUUGAACAUGCUAUUCCAGCAGAAAUGGGACAUGUUUGGGUAAUUCCUAAAGAUUGUCAAAUUGGACAAGAAGUUACACUUACAGUUAUUCCUAAAGCACAUGAAGAAGUAACAGAACAAAAAGAAGGAGAAAUAGUAAAACAUAUGAAUUGUAUUGUAUGUCCAAGAGGAUGUCCAAUUGAAGUUAAGAUUGAUGCUAAAUCAAAUGAAAUUACAUCAAUUAAAGGAAAUUCAUGCCCAAGAGGAGCUGCUUAUGUUAGACAAGAACAUAUAGAACCAUUUAGAGUAUUUUCAACAACUCUUCCAGUAGAAGGAGGAAAUUUGAUAAGAGUACCAGUUAAAUUAACCAAACCAGUACCACGAUCAAAGAUAUUUGAAGUAAUGGAAAUUAUUCAUAAACAAUCACCAAUUAAAGCACCAAUCAAUAAAGGACAAGUGUUAGUAAAAAUACCAAAAAUGACAGAUAUUGUUGCAUGUUAUCCAGUUGUUAAAGAAAAAGAAAGAUAA